CACCGUAUCUGGUGAUUCAUCAAUCUGGAAUGGACUGAUUCUCCUUUCAAGCAAUAAUACUUCCGAAAGUCAGAAAUCUUUGAAGCCUGGUUCUGAUAUCUCUCCUCCAACCAUCUUGCCUAACGACCCCGUAUUUCAUUGCUCCGCAACACUGCUGCUUAAGGUCUCACCUGCCGAGCUGAAACUAACUCGUUCAUCAGGACCUCCCCAGUCGCCUUCUCUUAAUAUUUCCAAUUCGUCUACCACCGAUGUUGAUUGUGUUCAACUUCGGCAUCCAGUACUCCCAGAUCGAAACUUUUGCCAAGCUAAUCUUUCACUUUCUUCAUCCUCAUUGGAUAGAUUGCCCCUACUGCGGAUGGCUCGUGGUGCCAGUCUCGAGGGCCUGCCCCGCUACCUACGCCACGCAUUGGUAAAGUCUAGGAAGGAAAUUUUAGUUCUUCGUUUAAUGCCGUCUGCACUGGGCCUUCCUACACGUUUAGCAAAACAUUCUCCUCGUGAAGUCAUUGAUUCGCGAUGUAACUACUUUCGCAUCUUCCGUCAACUGUAUCAGCUCUCAGCCUGUGCUGCCCUCGAGCCACGUCUACCUGGCGUUCGCGACUGUCUUCUUCUCCCGAAGCACGCAAGUUCACCUUCUUUGUUGCCAGAUCCACUUGAUCGUCUGAUACCAUGCUCUGGAGGCACCUAUCGACUGCCAGAGCUAUCUUCUGUCUCUGGAUCGGAUUAUACACCCGAUUCAAAAGCGGAAUUUCUCGCUUAUGGCCUGGGCCUUUCUCCAGGGCUCAGACGGAAGCAUCAUCAACAUCAACUUCUUUUGGUCAUU
Messenger RNA from Protopolystoma xenopodis, 820 nucleotides. The record is from the annotation of a GenBank genome assembly. NCBI's taxonomy places the organism in Eukaryota, Metazoa, Platyhelminthes, Monogenea, Polystomatidea, Polystomatidae.